AUGACUCUACCUGUCCACACCUCACACAGCAAGACACAACGAGCACUGACAGGUAAGUACCCAGACCCACCCCAGUACCCAGACCCACCCCAGUACCCAGACCUACCCCAGUACCCAGACCCACCUCAGUACCCAGACCCACCCCAGUACCCAGACCCACCCCAGUACCCAGACCCACCCCAGUACCCAGACCCACCCCAGUACCCAGACCCACCCCAGUACCCAGACCUACCCCAGUCCAGACCCACCCCAGUACCCAGACCCUCCCCAGUACCCAGACCCACCCCAGUACUAGACCCACCCCAGUACCCAGACCCACCCAGCACCAGACCACCCCAGUACCCAGACCUACCCCAGUACACUCCAGACCUACCCCAGUACCCAGACCCACCCCAGUACCCAGACUCCACCCCAGUACCCAGACCCACCCCAGUACCCAGACCACCCCAGUACCCAGACCCACCCCAGUACUCAGACCCACCCCAGUACCCAGACCUACCCCUGGUACCCAGACCCACCCCAGUACCCAGACCCACCCCAGUACCCAGACCUACCCCAGUACCCAGACCCACCCCAGUACCCAGACCCACCCCAGUACCCAGACCCACCCCAGUACCCAGACCCACCCCAGUACCCAGACCUACCCUACCCAGACCUACCCAGUACCCAGACCCACCCCAGUACCAGACCUACCCCAGUACCCAGACAGUACCCAGACAGCCCCCAGUGUGUUGUUGA
Homarus americanus (American lobster) is the source of this 738-nucleotide messenger RNA. RefSeq names its product extensin-like. The coding region runs from base 1 to 738 and encodes 245 amino acids. The transcript is spliced from 2 exons. Lineage: Eukaryota; Metazoa; Arthropoda; Malacostraca; Decapoda; Nephropidae. The record is from RefSeq and is a predicted model, not a curated record.